This is a messenger RNA of Fonsecaea monophora, 975 nucleotides long. RefSeq lists its product as hypothetical. The record is from RefSeq and is a predicted model, not a curated record. Lineage: Eukaryota; Fungi; Ascomycota; Eurotiomycetes; Chaetothyriales; Herpotrichiellaceae. The coding region runs from base 1 to 975 and encodes 324 amino acids. The transcript is spliced from 3 exons.
AUGGUAACCCUGUUCCCGUACACUCGGACGUGGUGGAACGGGGGCAACAUCGCCGACAAGAAGGUGGAGAACAUGACCUACAUGAACGGCAUCGAUGUCUUUAUGGUCGAGGCGGCCGAGAAACUCAAGGACCUGAGGGACAUUGUCCAGGAAAGGCAACUGGGCGGCAACCUCGUGCCACCUGCUGACGACGAGGAGGAACCGCUUCCCAAGCGCCAGAAGAGACCAGCGCACCAGAUGUACCCCUUCGCCUGUCCAUUUUACAGGCGAAACAAGGACCUGUACUCAGCAUGUCUUGAGGACGAGGAGAAUCAGGUCGGCGACAUCGACGACAUCUAUCGACAUGUGACAAGAAAACAUCGUGCACCAGAUCAUUAUUGCCCUUGUUGUGGCGUCUCCUUUGACAAUAGAGCCAGCUGUGACGAGCAUAUCCGGGGCAGGACGUGUGAAGCGAUAUAUCCUGCCCCAAGUUUUCAAGGCCUGACGAGCCAGAUGCGGGUGCAAUUAGACCAGGAAUUCAACAUGCCCACAACAGGGAGGGAUGACGACGAGAAAUGGUUUCGAGUGUUCAAUUUCCUAUUUCCGACAGAGCGCAGUCAGGGAAUAUCUCCAUAUCUCGACGCCGACGAGGUCCGCACCAAGACGUUGCUCUCUCUCAAGGUCUAUAUUAGCGAGCGCGGGGGUCACGACACGAGGAACGCAAUGACCACGAUGAUUGACGAAUUCUCAGAGCAAAGCCUGUUACACUCGGCGUCCCUUGGGGGCGUGAUAACAAUUGCUGACAGCAAUGUUGGCGCAUCAUCGGCUGCGAAGCCUGGACAACAUGUGGACGAAGACGCAAGAGCCAACGCAGCUACCACAACAGCUAUACGGGCCAUUUCCACUACUUUUAGACCGCCAAUAAGCGAGUCUCCUUGGGCCUCAUCCCUACCCACUGGAGGUAGCAGCACGCAGGCGCGUGUUGACUAUGACUAA